This is a messenger RNA of Magnusiomyces paraingens, 1275 nucleotides long. RefSeq lists its product as uncharacterized. Gene Ontology annotation, molecular function: glutaryl-CoA dehydrogenase activity; fatty-acyl-CoA binding; flavin adenine dinucleotide binding. The transcript has a single exon. Gene Ontology annotation, biological process: fatty acid beta-oxidation using acyl-CoA dehydrogenase; fatty-acyl-CoA biosynthetic process. Lineage: Eukaryota; Fungi; Ascomycota; Dipodascomycetes; Dipodascales; Dipodascaceae. Bases 1 to 1275 code for a protein of 424 amino acids. Gene Ontology annotation, cellular component: mitochondrial inner membrane. The record is from RefSeq and is a predicted model, not a curated record.
AUGAUCAAUUCCACCCUUAGAAAUAUCCCCCGUCUGGCAUCCUCGUCUACAGCUCGCUGCUUUUCUACUUCGCGCGUUGCUGCCAAGGCCCAGUUUAACUGGGAAAACCCAUUCCGUCUCGAUACUCUGCUUACCGACGAGGAGCUCGCUGUAUCUCAGAGUGCGCGCGAAUACUGCCGCGACAAGCUUUACCCCCGUGUUUUGGAAGACUAUCGCAAUGAGCACUUUGACAAGAAGGUCAUGCGUGAGAUGGGUGAACUCGGCUUCCUGGGUCCUACUAUUGAGGGCUAUGGCUGCGCUGGUGUUUCCACUGUCGCUUAUGGUCUUAUUGCUCGCGAAGUCGAAGCCAUUGAUUCAGGCUACCGUUCUGCUAUGAGUGUCCAAUCUUCUCUCGUCAUGCUCCCUAUCAAUGAGUUUGGUACUGCUGAACAGAAGGAGCGCUUCCUUCCUAAGCUGGCCACUGGUGAACUCAUUGGCUGCUUCGGUCUCACUGAACCUAACCAUGGUUCAGACCCUGGUUCAAUGGAAACCACUGCCAAACCCCACCCCACAAAGAAAGGUGUUUACGUGCUCAAUGGUGCCAAAAACUGGAUCACCAACUCUCCUAUUGCUGACAUUGCUGUUGUCUGGGCUAAGCUCGAUGGCAAGAUUCGUGGUUUCAUUGUUGAACGUGAAAAGGUCGAAAGCGGUUCUGGUGGCCUCGCUACCCCUCAGAUCAAGCACAAGACUGCGCUGCGCGCUUCCAUCACUGGUAUGAUCCAGAUGAGCGAUGUUGAGGUUCCUGCCGAAAACAUGUUCCCUGAAAUUACCGGUCUUAAGGGCCCCUUCACCUGUCUCAACAGUGCCCGUUACGGUAUCUCGUGGGGUGCUAUUGGUGCUCUUGAGGAGUCUCUCAACCUUGCUCGCCAGUAUGCUCUCGACCGCAAGCAGUUUGGCAAGCCCCUCGCAUCAUUCCAGCUUAUCCAAAUGAAGCUUGCUGAGGCUCUGACUGAUGUUGCUUACGGCCAACUCGCGUCGCUGCAGGUCGGCCGCCUUAAAGACUCUGGUGAGGGCACCCCUGAGAUGAUCUCUGUUGUCAAGCGUCAAAACGUUGAGCGCGCUCUGUACCAUGCUCGCAAGCUUAUGGAGAUCUUUGGUGGUAACGGUGUCAGUGAUGAAUACCACAUUGGCCGUAUCGCACACAACCUGUUUGUUGUCCAGACAUACGAAGGCCAGAGCGAUAUCCACGCCCUGAUUCUUGGUCGUGCAAUCACUGGCAUCCAAGCCUUUGUUUAA